Messenger RNA from Uncinocarpus reesii 1704, 2127 nucleotides. RefSeq lists its product as uncharacterized. Gene Ontology annotation, cellular component: mitochondrial envelope; mitochondrion. Bases 1 to 2127 code for a protein of 708 amino acids. NCBI's taxonomy places the organism in Eukaryota, Fungi, Ascomycota, Eurotiomycetes, Onygenales, Onygenaceae. The record is from RefSeq and is a predicted model, not a curated record. The transcript has 4 exons. Gene Ontology annotation, biological process: mitochondrial RNA 5'-end processing.
AUGUUUAGCAGGUCUCUCCAAAUCGCUGCGAGGCCGUCCCGUUCAUAUGUCUGCCUCUUUUGUGUAUCGAGGACCUUUGAGCGCUCAUUCACCGCAUCGAGCACUCGCCACGACGCUGUAACAGAUUCUAAAUCGGACCUCGACCAGAAACCGCAUUUCCCGCUUGGUGCAGUACCUUUGAAGUUGCAAAAGGCGCAGUCCGAGGUACCUUCUACAGCGGACCCGUCUGUCCAUGAGAGUGCGGGCCCUCAGCAUAUCUCCACGACUAAGAAGAAGAGGAAAUCUAAAAAGGGCCGCAAUGGACCUGAGGAGCCGACUUCAAAGGCAACUAUAACCCCAAGAAAAGUCAAGUCAAAAUUGAUCCGAAAAACCUUUCCGUCAAAAAGCUUUGCACCCCCUCCUCCAGUCGCGGAAUCGACGUCCAAUUCCGAGCCGGAGAAGCAUGAUGAGUUCCGCCACGUUCACGCAGGAGACUUGGAGGCGGCGUCUGGCAUUUUGGAACCCUCGGAGGAGCAGAUAGAAGCUUUGAAUGUGGAAUCGGAAGCCGUACCUAGUCUCGCCUAUGGCCUUGAUCGAGUGCUCUUCAACCCAGGGGUUUACCAUCUUAGAGACCCGAGGUCACGCGUCUACAAUUUCGACCCCUACCUUAGCUCUAUAAUGCCGGUGUCUGAAUUUGAUUUCGAGGCUCUGGGUGACUACAUCACGAGUUCUCGCGACGUUGUUCUUCGAAAUAUGGCCCGAGACCAUGGAAAGAAAUAUAUUGGAUCAUCAUCGAGUAUGACAGGCGUUCUUUCGCAUUUUCAUUUCCUUCUUUCCGCUUGGCGACCUCUUCAGAUGCAGGCCCUAUCCCAGGGGUUUCCUGAUCGACUCCGCUCUUUUACGCGCCUCACAAGAGCUCCAGCCGCAGUAUUCCUGCGGUACAAGGAUGGGGUCUAUGCCAUUGAUGCCGACAAAGAAUAUGAUACAGCCAAUAUCUUGAUGAAUCUUGGUAAAUCAAUGGAAAAGCUGCUUACAAUGCCGAUGGAUGAAUUUGAGCGGUACCGGAGAACAAACGCCAACCGGACCCCUUUGGGUGAAGCAGCUCCGGAAACAUAUCACUACUCAACUUGUGGUGACUUUCUGAUGAGGGCCCAGCUAGACGCGCAUGAUUCACGUCUUCCCGGAACUGGCAUGUUUGAUUUGAAAACCCGUGCUGUGGUCUCGAUUCGUAUGGAUAUUGAGAAUUUCCCUAAAGGGCUAGGAUAUGAGAUUAAAAGCCGGUUUGGAGAUUUCGAGUCGUUUGAACGAGAAUGGUUUGACAUGGCUCGCUCCGCCUUUUUGAAAUACUCCCUCCAAGUCCGGGUCGGCCGCAUGGAUGGGAUAUUUGUUGCAUUCCAUAACAUCCAGCGCAUCUUUGGAUUCCAGUACCUGCCCCUUGAGGACAUGGAUAUGGUGCUGCAUGGUCAGUCAGACACGGUGCUGGGAGACACGGAAUUUGUGCACAGCGUCAGACUCUGGAAUCAGGUCCUGAACCGAGCCAUUGCUCAAUUCCCGGAACAGUCGCUUCGAUUUCACUUCGAGUGCCGCGAAGGUGUGACUCCGUUUAUGUACAUUUUUGCUGAGCCCGUGACGGAGGAUGAAAUCGAUGCGAUACAAAAUAGCAAUAAAGAGAAAAUCGAGAAGAUCCAGGACCGGCUUCUUUAUCCCGAGCGAUACCAAGAGGAUGCCGAAGCCGCUAACGUGGAGCCAUCUCCAUCGGAAGAAGCAGCGGCCUACCCAGCCGAGUCUUCCGAACCUGACAAGCCCACUGAAUCGGACUCAGAGAACGCCCGCUCCAAACCGGUAUUGGGCAUGACGUUGCGUAUCUGCAAUGUCGUGGAUGGCGAGAUAGUCACCCGACCCAACAAUCUGAAGAAGGACCAAAGAUGGCUUGUUGACUACUCACUCACCACGUUACCCGAGAACCGUGCACGCGCAUUGUUAGAAGCGUGCAAGAGACGUCGGGAAAAACAGUACUUGCCGACUGAUCCUGAGGGAAGUCAUUACUCGCGAAAACUGUGGCAGAUCAGCGACAGGGGCCGCAAAUGGCGGAACGCUCAGGAUGAACUUGAUGAAAAGUAUGGCAUUGUGACUUUGAAUGGUAAUUAA